This is a messenger RNA of Macadamia integrifolia, 432 nucleotides long. Its product is annotated as receptor-like serine/threonine-protein kinase SD1-8. The transcript has 2 exons. The coding region runs from base 1 to 432 and encodes 143 amino acids. The record is from RefSeq and is a predicted model, not a curated record. NCBI's taxonomy places the organism in Eukaryota, Viridiplantae, Streptophyta, Magnoliopsida, Proteales, Proteaceae. Gene Ontology annotation, biological process: protein phosphorylation. Gene Ontology annotation, molecular function: protein kinase activity.
AUGUCACCAAAGUAUGCCAUGCAAGGGCUUUUCUCAAUAAAGUCAGACAUAUUUAGCUUUGGGGUAUUAUUAUUGGAGAUCAUUAGUGGCAAGAAGAAUAUUCUAUAUUCACAUGAAGAUCAUUCAAUGAAUUUAAUAGAACAUGUAUGGGACUUGUGGGACGAAAGUCAAGCAUUGGAGAUAGUUGAUUCAUCAAUGGGUGAUUCAUACCGUGCUCAUGAAAUUUUGAGGUGCAUCCAAAUUGGCUUGUUGUGUGUGCAAGAAAGUCCGUCAGAUAGGCCAACAAUGUCAAAUGUUAUUUUCAUGUUGGAGAAUGAAACAAAGAUUCCUAUGCCUAACCAAAUUGCUUCUAUUAUUAAGAGAAAUAUCAAGGGCCAAGAUUCGUCUACCUCUAUAAAUGAAGUGACGAUCACUAUGGUAGAUCCUCGAUAG